GAGAGGAUCGCGAUCGAUCGGCUGCUAGUCACCUGCACCUGCCUGCCUGCAAGUUGCUUGUGAUCGGGGAAAAGGGGGAAUCGUUCGACCGUAUACACAUAAUACCUCAACGACCAGCCGGUAGCUACCCAACGCUAAUACUAUCGUGUUCGACUUUCCCCUCUCUAAUCCCCUGCCGCUCAGCAGCUUGCGCUCUCCAACAUCUUCACGUUGAUCGCCUCGUCGGCCUUCAGAAGAAUCUGUCCGCCUUAAACACAAAACCAAGGACCACACUUCAACAUGGCCGGACGGUACACCAUGACCCGUUCGAGGAUCGGAUUGGCUACCGGUAUCGUUGCCUUGUCUGCAUAUGGCACCUACAGCUGCACCAAGGUUGUCGCCAACGAGUCUCCUAGUGGCGAGAAGCCUGAACAAGGACCGUCCCGGAUCAGAAGCGCUCCCAGGGAGACUACCAGUGUUGGGCCUUUCUCCGCAUGGGUUUGGGGAUCAAACAAAAACGACAACCUCCAGCCCCGAUCGUUCAACGCUCCUGUGCUCAAGGGUCCUCGAGUUACUGCCUACAUCCCAUCUACUCCGCUUCGAGACCUCGCACUGGCCGAAAAGUACGGCGCCGCGGUGGACGUGAGAGGAGAUGUGUGGAUUUGGGGUGCAGGCCACUUUGACGAUGGGGUUCCUUCCGACAAGGCAGCUCUCAGCUUGAGGGGAAAGAAUAUCGAAUCUCUCGCAGCUACCGAUUCGAAGCUAUACGCCCUGUCAAAACACUCGGGUCAAAUUUAUGGGGUAUCCUCUAAACGGUCCCGCCAACAAUUACAGCCCAGACAACCAGAACGCUACCCGUGGUGGAUGCUCGGUCUAGGUGCCUGGUUUCGGCAAGACCCUGGUGUCGACUACGUCCAACUGGUACCGGCUGGCGGACUGUCGAAAGGCGAAAAGUUCACGUCUCUGGUGUCCGGAUCGAGCCAUAUACUCGCCUUGACGAACAAAGGCAGGGCUUUCAGCAUGGCCACGAGUACCGAUGGCAACUCGCACAUGCAACUCGGACUAGGUAUCCGUCGCGACAUCCCAGUCAACGAAGGAAGAUCGCCAGAGGAUAUCCGUUGGACGGACACGCUGAAUCCGAUCAUGUCCCUCAACACUGUUGAGAUCGCACAGGUCGCCGCUGGCCUCAAGUCAUCCUAUUUCCGGAUGGCGGAUGGUCGCGUGCUUGGGAUGGGCGCGAACAACUUGGGUCAGCUAGGAAUUGGUGCUUUGGCAAGCGUAGAAGUGGUUCCCACGCCUAGCGAAAUUGUGUUGGCCCGGUCAUACCCGGGAGGCAUCACUGUGAAAUGCACAAAUAUCGCUGCAGGGGGAAAUAACGCGUUCUACACGGUCGAACGUUCGAACCUGGACGGAACGCAGACAUUCGUGGAUUUACUCGCAGUCGGUACCGGGAUUUCGGGCGGUCUGGGGAACGGCUUGUGGAGUAGUGCGUCGAGCAGCCCGGUUAAAGUGAAAAGUGUCAGCGGCCUACAGGAAUACUCAGAGGCCCUUCGAAGUUUCAUUCCGCUCGAAAUCAAAGCCGUCUCAGUCGGAUCUUCACCAACAGCACAUAUCUUCGCUACGCUGAACACCGUGACACAAUCAGAGCAAUCAGGCGUCCUGAGUAACAAAUAUGGGGACGAUGUGGUUGCGUGGGGCGCCAACGUUGACUACAACUUGGGAACCGGGAAGCGUUCCAACGUUGCCGUCCCACAACAUCUGUCUCCGCUCGCGGGCAAGAUUGACGCAGAAUCACGGGAGGCGUCGAUGACCGCUGGUACACUUACUCCAAUGCCGCAUUCUCGGUUGCAAUUACACACCGGUCAAGGCGAUGCAUAUGAUCUCGACGGUAGAUUACUGAAGAGGAACGUCAAAGCUGCUCAGGUUAUGUAUGCUGGGUACAAUGCAAGCGCUUCGUAUUGGCGCGCUAUUUAA
This is a messenger RNA of Filobasidium floriforme, 1953 nucleotides long. RefSeq names its product regulator of chromosome condensation 1/beta-lactamase-inhibitor protein II. The coding region runs from base 280 to 1953 and encodes 557 amino acids. The transcript is spliced from 9 exons. Gene Ontology annotation, cellular component: mitochondrial inner membrane. The record is from RefSeq and is a predicted model, not a curated record. NCBI's taxonomy places the organism in Eukaryota, Fungi, Basidiomycota, Tremellomycetes, Filobasidiales, Filobasidiaceae. Gene Ontology annotation, biological process: mitochondrial respiratory chain complex III assembly.